Ascochyta rabiei is the source of this 1365-nucleotide messenger RNA. RefSeq lists its product as uncharacterized. Gene Ontology annotation, cellular component: SAGA complex. The record is from RefSeq and is a predicted model, not a curated record. Gene Ontology annotation, biological process: regulation of transcription by RNA polymerase II. Gene Ontology annotation, molecular function: transcription coactivator activity. Lineage: Eukaryota; Fungi; Ascomycota; Dothideomycetes; Pleosporales; Didymellaceae. The transcript is spliced from 2 exons. The coding region runs from base 1 to 1365 and encodes 454 amino acids.
AUGGCAGGCACCAUCCAGCCCAACGACACAAAUAUGGCCAACACCGGCACCCUCCCCUUCUCCAGCAUUCCCGACCUCGACCCUCCACUCACCCUGAAGAAGCCCACCGCCCCCCGCUCACCACGCAUCGACGUCGAACCUCUCUACUCCGCCGUCAAAGGCGCAAUCAGCGACGCGGAUUGGACCACAUACAAGACAUCACUCACACAAUUCUUCCUUGGCAACCUCAACCAGGAGGAGUUGAGCUUCAAGCUCGGCAAGAUUCUCAACACUGCUGCCCUAGAACACGCGCACAACACACUCAUUGCGGCAAUCUAUGCAAAUAUAUGGCGCGACGCGCCCGAGCCGGGUAUUGCCUCAUGGGUGUCGUCGACCGACAAGCCUUCCAGUUCGACGGUCAAGGGCCAAGGGGACGAGAGCGAGAAAAGGCUGAAGUAUGAGGUUAUGCAACUGUCGAGACGGGAGCGGAAAAGGCUGAAGACUAUCCCUGCAGCCGAGACCGGAGUGCAGGACGCAAUCGGCGGAGGGGCGGGAACUGGAGCAUUGGGACUGGUGAACGAGUUGGCGGAGAUGAGGCGAGGGAAACAGCCUGAAAUUGGCCCUGUGGGUCCAACUGGAGGGUAUAAAACCAACUGGGAUCUCGAAAUCCGCAAACGCUAUACCGCACCCCUCUUCUCCGAAACCCACGAAUUCCCCACCUCGCUCUCCAUCUCUGCCCGCCUCCUUCCCACCUGCUACGAGUUUGGCUUACCCCAAGGCCACACCCCCGAAUGUCCCGACCUCAUGAACCUCGCGACCGAGACGUACAUCAAGGAAGCCCUCGCCUCUUUCCUUGGCAAGGUAGCGGUGAAUGGGGUUGGGUACGUCAGGACAGGCGCAUUCAAGAAGAGGGUCGAGCGCGAGGAGAACGCUGUCGAGAGGGGGGAGGCUGUAAGGGACGGAAAGGGUGAACUACCUGUUGAGAGCGAGGAGCGGCGGAAACGGAAACAGCUCUGCAUGGAAGACCUACGUUUGGCAUUACAGCUAGGUGAUGGGUAUCUGGGACAGACGCCGAUACUAGCUGGCAACAUCACAAAUUCCACCUUCUUGGAUGUGCCAGGGAUAGAAGACAUCUAUCCUUUGCCACAGAAGCAGAAGAAGAAGGAGAGAGCGAACGGGAUUGUAAACGGGAUCGAGCAAGACAAGAGCGGCCUGGCGAAGUGGCUCGGUGACGGCAUUACAGUCGACUUCAAAGACAGUGUGGAAGGAGACAAGAUGCAAGUCGACGGCGAGGACGAGAUGGCGACUUGGAUGGGCGGGAGUGUAAGAGACGUUGGCGAAUUGGAUUCGGCGCUGGACGACGUGCUAAAUCUGGGCGACUUGUAG